This is a messenger RNA of Cucurbitaria berberidis CBS 394.84, 792 nucleotides long. RefSeq lists its product as uncharacterized. The transcript has a single exon. The coding region runs from base 1 to 792 and encodes 263 amino acids. Lineage: Eukaryota; Fungi; Ascomycota; Dothideomycetes; Pleosporales; Cucurbitariaceae. The record is from RefSeq and is a predicted model, not a curated record.
AUGGAUCCUCGCGACGGAUCCGUUUCCCACAGCCACAACGAUCGCAACCGCAACCGACGUCGGCGCGAUGAUCUCCGGAAAGAUACCUUCGUCGCUGGUCUCUCCCCAGAAGGCCAGAUCAAUAAAGUCAUAGCAGAGAUGAACAGCCUCGAGGGUGGUUAUGACUUGCGCAAUUGGUCGCCGUCUGCUCGAAAGGACUUGCUGCCCACCCUUACAAUUACUCUCGAGGUAGACUGUGCAAAGAAGCCUGUAAAGGUAGAGGUACCAAAGCUAGCACUGCUCGUAGCAUCGCCCAGCUUCCGAGCGCACAUGGUUCAGAAUCUCGAGGCGAAAAAGCUCGGCUUCACGCACAAGGACAUCUCGUUGGGGGCUGUCAAGACCAUCGCGAAGUGGUUGAGGGAUUUGUGCAACAAUGCGGAAUUCCCUAUAGUCCCUGUUUCCGAUGACCUGAACGUCGCACUGGAGCUCCGUCUCACAGCCUAUAGACUCGGAAUGCACCAGUAUGUCGGACACAUCGAGGAGCGCUACAUCAGCGGUGUCGAGCAUCGUGUACCGAGUCUUGUCGAAAUCGCGACUGUGACCAAUAACACGCGGGAGGAGUACGAGAACGACCCGAUCGUAGUAGCUCUAGCGAAUCGCUUGAGCUAUCUUUGCCGCCAUCAUAAAGUCUCACAGGAAGUGCAGAUCUCCUAUGCGAAUCUACUUGCGGAGGAGAAGUUCGAUCGCAUUCUACGUGCGGUCCAGGAGAACAAAGUGAUGGCUGUAUCGGAGGGCGCUGAAGGUACACAUUAA